This is a messenger RNA of Magnolia sinica, 2729 nucleotides long. Its product is annotated as ABC transporter G family member 22. Lineage: Eukaryota; Viridiplantae; Streptophyta; Magnoliopsida; Magnoliales; Magnoliaceae. The transcript has 11 exons. Gene Ontology annotation, cellular component: membrane. The record is from RefSeq and is a predicted model, not a curated record. Bases 16 to 2223 code for a protein of 735 amino acids. Gene Ontology annotation, molecular function: ABC-type transporter activity; ATP binding; ATP hydrolysis activity.
CAAUGCAAUUUUCUUAUGUUCUUAAUGGAUACGACCACGUCGGGAAUCUUGCGAACGAAAUCAGACCAGUUAGACACGCUGGCGAGGAAAUCGCCAAGCCGAUCGGGAUCGGCCGAAACCGAGCUGAACGCGACCCUGGCGCGGAAAUCGAGCUUCGGGAAGCGGAUGGCGGCUUCGCCCGGGCGCGGCAAACACAUAAGGAAGUCGCGGAGCGGGCAGCUGAAGCUGGACCUUGACGAAGCCAGCGGUGCCGCGCUGAGCCGAGCCUCCAGCGCCAGCUUGGGCUUCUCUUUCUCCUUCACCGGCUUCACUGUUCCUCCUGAAGACAUCGCCGAUUUAAGGGGAUUCAGCGACGAGGAAAACGCGGAGGAUCUCGAAGCUGGCCCACGUAAAAAGGUCAUCACAGAGCCCACAUUGCCCAUCUAUCUCAAGUUUACGGACGUAAAAUACAAGGUGGUUAUAAAAACCGUUAGGACGACUAUUGAGAAAGACAUCCUGCAUGGCAUAAGCGGUUCGGCGAGCCCUGGUGAAGUUCUUGCACUGAUGGGACCCUCCGGCAGCGGCAAAACUACUCUUCUUAAUCUUCUGAGUGGAAGGGUAAGCGAUUCAACAUCUGGUGGCUCCAUCACUUACAAUGACCAACCGUAUUCCAAGUCUUUAAAACGCAGGAUAGGAUUUGUGACUCAGGACGACGUCCUGUUUCCACAUCUGACUGUGAAAGAGACGCUUACGUACGCGGCGCUCCUUCGACUUCCAAAGACAUUGACAAAGCAACAGAAGGAAGAAAGAGCAAUGGAUGUGAUAUGUGAGCUUGGACUCGAGAGGUGCCAAGAUACAAUGAUCGGAGGGUCGUUCGUUCGAGGAGUUUCCGGUGGCGAACGGAAGCGGGUGUGCAUUGGAAAUGAGAUUAUAAUCAACCCUUCUCUGCUGUUUCUCGACGAGCCGACGUCUGGAUUGGAUUCCACGACCGCCUUAAAGAUCGUUAAGAUGCUACAUGACAUUGCUGAGCAGGAUGGAAAAACGGUGGUGACGACAAUCCAUCAGCCAUCGAGCAGGCUCUUCCACCAAUUCGAUAAGCUCAUCCUUCUCGGCAAGGGAAGCUUGCUCUACUUUGGGAAGGCAUCAGAAGCCAUGGUUUAUUUCUCAUCGAUCGGAUGCACUCCACUCAUCGCCAUGAACCCGGCUGAGUUCCUGCUCGAUCUGGCGAACGGGAAUAUAAACGACGUUUCUGUGCCGUCUGAAUUGGAGGAUAGAGUGCAGAUGGAAAAUUCCGAGACCGAAACAAGAAAUGGAAAACCAUCUCAAACAGAUGUGCAUGAGUAUCUGGUGGAGGCUUAUGAGACUCGGGUUGCAGACAAAGAGAAGAAGAAGCUGCAAGCUCCAAUCCCCAUCGACGAGGAUCUCAAGUUGAAGGUGUCGUCACGCAAGCGAGAUUGGGGAGCGAGCUGGUGCGAGCAGUUUUCGAUCCUCUUUUGGAGAGGGAUAAAGGAAAGACGGCAUGAUUAUCUGAGCUGGAUGCGAAUUACCCAAGUCAUCUCUACUGCAAUCAUCUUGGGCUUGCUCUGGUGGCACUCUGAUACUACCACCUUAAAAGGUCUGCAAGAUCAGUCUGGUCUGCUGUUCUUCAUCGCCGUGUUCUGGGGCUUCUUUCCAGUUUUCACUGCAAUCUUCACAUUCCCUCAAGAAAGAGCGAUGCUGAACAAGGAGCGAGCGGUUGACAUGUACCGUCUAAGUGCAUACUUCGUAGCCAGGACGACGAGCGACCUGCCGCUCGACCUCUUCCUACCUGUAAUCUUCCUCGCCAUUGUCUACUUCAUGGCGGGCUUACGACCAAGAGCUGCUCCCUUCUUCUUAAGCAUGCUGAUCGUAUUCUUGAGUAUCAUUGCAGCUCAGGGUCUUGGAUUGGUGAUCGGUGCUACUUUGAUGGAUGUAAAGAAGGCUACUACACUCGCAUCAGUGACCGUGAUGACCUUCAUGUUGGCUGGUGGAUUCUUUGUGAAGAAAGUACCAGUGUUUAUAUCAUGGAUCCGCUACAUUUCGUUCAACUACCAUACUUACAGGCUACUUCUCAAGGUGCAGUAUGAUAAUGUCGCUCCAUCUAUAAAUGUCCUUCAUCCAGACAGUGGCUUGAAGGAAGUACUGGCUAUGAUCGCCAUGAUCUUCGUGUACCGCCUUUUGGCUUACAUCUCCUUGAGACGGAUGAGGCUCCAAUCCAUACCUUGAUCUAAAGCUCCAACUAUGGCCAUGAAAAGAAAAUCAUCAAAGGAAUGCAGUUGAUUGUGAUCGCAUACAUGAUCGGGGCCAAUCAUUAAGCAGUCCCCUCACUAAAUAUUCCUAGUCCAAAUGAUCAGGCUGUUUGAAUAUUAUAAGUUCCAACUUACAUGUGGCCCACCUAAUGAGUAAAGAUGGCCUGAUCAUUUCAAUAAGGUACAUUCACCGUGGGGGCCGUCUAGUGAACGGCUCGGAUCUUGCACAUGGGACACGAUGGGAAGUCUUGGGCAGCAUUCCUUUAUAUUAACAAGGCUGAAAUGAGCAGGCAUUUCAAUUUUCUUUUAUGAAGGGCCAAACGGAGGAAUCUGAUCCACAUCUUUCAUGCUCUCUUUCUCUCUCUCUGUUUUUUUUUUUUGGGGGGGUUUUUAAUUCCAACUCUUAAAAGCCUGUAAAUUUUAUCCCUGAGAAAUGUUUAAAUGGCGACUGUAUUAUCCUAUUUUAAGUGCAAAAUUUUCCUA